AUGGUUGCCGCCUCCUGGAAGAAGUCGCGUUCAGGCAACAUCAACGACACCACCCUGGUCCAGGUCAAAAAGAAGACCGAGCGCGAAGACGAGGACAUGGAGGACGCCAACGUGGAGGGUGAGGCUGAGGACGAUCAGCCCCUGCCUUCUCUCGAUGAUAUUGACGCUGAGCUCAUUGCUGCCGGCAAUGCUCCCACCCCCUGCCCCCAUCGAGAAGGGAAAGGGCAAGAACCCAGUCAAGUUUGGAGAGAUCCCCGUGGUCGGAGGAAAGAAGGACUAGGGCUCGUACAUGGGAUGAGCAGCGGCCGUCCCCACUCCUGUUACCCACCUCUCCACUAUGGUUGGUGA
This is a messenger RNA of Aureobasidium subglaciale EXF-2481, 348 nucleotides long. RefSeq lists its product as uncharacterized. The coding region runs from base 1 to 348 and encodes 115 amino acids. Lineage: Eukaryota; Fungi; Ascomycota; Dothideomycetes; Dothideales; Saccotheciaceae. The transcript has a single exon. The record is from RefSeq and is a predicted model, not a curated record.